This is a messenger RNA of Penaeus indicus, 4802 nucleotides long. Its product is annotated as trithorax group protein osa-like. Gene Ontology annotation, cellular component: nucleoplasm; nBAF complex; SWI/SNF complex. Gene Ontology annotation, molecular function: nucleosome binding. The transcript has 6 exons. Lineage: Eukaryota; Metazoa; Arthropoda; Malacostraca; Decapoda; Penaeidae. The coding region runs from base 252 to 3809 and encodes 1185 amino acids. The record is from RefSeq and is a predicted model, not a curated record. Gene Ontology annotation, biological process: chromatin remodeling; positive regulation of DNA-templated transcription; regulation of transcription by RNA polymerase II.
CCAAAUUUGAAUUAGCACCAAAAAAAAGAAAGAAGGAAAAGAAACAAGGGUAUCUAUGCAGUUGUGUUGUGUGGGGUUGUGGGUGCAAGUGUGUUUUUGCAUUUACGUUUAUCUGAAUCCAUGAACUUUUAAAGCUAAGAAGACAGAAAGCCAAUAAUAAUAAAAGGAAAGUCCCCCAGACAAGCCUGGGAUGCACUGUUUAUUUGUUUCACUCACUACUGCACCCCUGACAGGGUUACCAGGGUGGGAAUAUGUAUCCACCUCCCCAGAAGCCUGGUGCCGCUCCCAGUCCUGGCCCCACUGGUCCCAACCCCCCAGCCGGAUAUAGCACGAGUCCACGCAGACACCCUGACUUUGAAAAGACAUCAGGAUGGCGUGGGAACAGCCAGUAUGGAGGCUACACCGGCCAGAACCAGCAGGGUCCCCCUCAGCAGGCGUGGAGUCGCCCCAAUGACUCUGCGCCGCCUGGAGCUCCAACCUCACAGUGGAGUCAGCCACGGUUUCCUGGGCCACAAGGGCAGUUCCAGAAUGCUGUUAGUGCUGGACGAGGGUGGUCAGGUGGAUCCUACACCCAAAAUGUAGGGCCCAGACCUCAGGGUCCUCCCACCAAUAAGAACUAUCUUGUUCCACCACCCUCUUCAUUUAAGUGUGGGGGCAGCAUGUAUGGUGUUUACACUGGCAAACAUCAGUUCCCCCUGGAUAGUGUUGAGGCGGUGCUGCCGGUGCUGGCACGAAGGAAGCGCAUGACCCGCUCUGAUCUUCCUACUCUUGACCCCUGGAGGCUACUCAUGUCCUUGCGGUGUGGUCUGGCUGCUGAAGUGACAUGGGCCCUAGAUGUCUUGAACAUUCUCCUGUUUGAUGACCAAACGGUAGUUUACUUUGGCCUACACCAUAUGCCAGGACUCCUGGAGGCCCUCAUUGAACACCUCAGAAGGGGCCUUAUCAACAUGUUUGACAUCUGUUCAGAACUGGAGCUUGGCAGUGAUGAGAAGGCCACGGGAGCUAACAAGAGGGUCAAGGCCAUGCAGCAUGAUGACUCAGACAGACCCUGGUACUUGCGGCCACCACCAUCGCCCACCCUCGAGCUGGACCUGGGCAAGUUGGAGGAUCAUGACCUGCAGAACAAGGAGGAGAUCUUAAAGGGGGCCGAGGACUUCACCUUGGUCACCAAGACGGGCAAGACGGUCAAGUUCGUGAAGCGGGAUGGCGAGCUGUUCAUGCGUGAAGGCAGCCGUGAGUGGGACAAGUGGGAGGGCUUCAGCUCGGGCGUGGACACCUGGUCGGUGGGUGGAGGCGAGUGCACUGCCCACAUCAUCUGCAGCAUGCAGAGCUCGGUGCCCCCCCUGCCCUUCACUCGCCUCAUGCCCUGCAAGGAUGGCAGGAUUGAGGAGAUGUCCCUUAAGAAGGAGAAGCUGAUAGAGGUCAAGGAGGAGGUGGAAAUUAAGAAGGAAGUGGUAGUGGAAGUGAAAAAAGAGGAAAAGAGUAAGAAGGAGAAAGUGGUGGAUGUGUUGGCAGAAUUAAAGGAAAAGAAGGUGGAGAAGAUGGAGGACCUUAUUUCUAGAGAAAAGUGUGACAACUCCAAAGAUACUGAGUCAACAGACAAACUUUUCAGUCAAAGGAUAAAUAGAGUUAAUAAUGCAAGGAAGAGCAAACUAGACGAAAUAUUUAAGAAGUUAAAGAAGGAACCAAUGGAGGACCAUAGUGACAAUAAGAAAAGGGAGACGAAGGAAGUGUGUGUGUUGAAAAAGGACAAUGAAGUGCAUGUAGACAGUAGUGUUGUGGUGAAACAGGAACCAAGUAGUGAUAAGUUAACUGAGAGAAAACAAGAGGAAGUAUCUCAAAAUAAGCCAGAAUCUAAAGAAAAAUUAGAAAGGCGUGAAAGCAGUGGCUCCAAGAGGGAAAGUGGAGGAUUCAAAAGACCUCAUGAGGAUCUAGAGGAGGAAUCAUGGAGUCCAGAUGAAGCUUCGUUAAGCACAACUACUGAAGGUCAGGACUGGUUAGGUCGACGUGUCAUGUGCGUGGGUACUGUGAUCCGGAAUCUGUCCUUUAUUCCAGGAAAUGAAGAAGUGAUGAGCAAAUGCGCAUCUCUGCUAGCCUUACUUGGCAAGACAAUCCUGCUGCACCAUGAGCACCCCAAACGCACCCCCUCCACGGCGCAUUAUGACCGUGACGAGGAGGCGGACCUGAGCGACUGGUGCAGCUCCCUGGCUCCGGACACGCACUGGUGGUGGCCCUACCUCCACCAUGUGCAUGAGAACACGCUGGUCACCCUGGCCAACAUGGCAGGCUCUCUUGAUUUGUCAAUUUACCCAGAAGAGAUCUCACGGCCCUUGUUAAAUGGCCUCCUACACUGGGCCACCUGUUCUGCCUCGUACGGUCAGGAUCCCUUCCCAGGUGGUGGAACAUCUCUUCAGUCUGCGUUGUCACCUCAGCGUCUCGCCCUGGAGGCCCUUGUUAAGCUCUGUGUGCUGGACCAGAACACAGACUUAGUUCUAGCUACACCACCUUUUACACGGUUAGACAGCCUGUGUGGCCAGCUGACACGCUUCAUGUGCCGCGGGGAGGACCAGGUCCUGCGUGAGUUCUCCAUCAACCUCCUCCACUAUUUCUCAGCUGCAGACUCUGGUGUGGCUAGAGUCAUAGCCAUGCAGAAUGGGUGUGUCUCUCUCCUUGUGGCUUUCAUUGAGGAGGCAGAGGCUGCGGCGAUGAAUGUGGCUAAUGUUCAGGGUGUGAGUGCCCUCAAGGAGAACCCUGAGCUGAUGGGGACGAGCCUGGACAUGGUGCGGCGGGCUGCUAACACACUGGUGCACCUUUCGCGAGUGCCAGCUAAUGCUCGGGUUUUAGCUAAUUGUGAAAACAGACUAUUGACAUUGGUCAUGAGCCAGAUACUUGAUACCUAUGUUGCAUCUCAGUUGUCACAGGUGUUAUUUAAUGUAGCCCAAGUGCAAAAUGAAUUUCCCCAAUUAUCACCUUGCCCUUCACCACCAUCAUCACCCCCACCAACUACAGCACAAGCCUCAGAGUUAACCAAAACUCCAGAUGCACCAAUGGAUGUGGACUCAUCACCAUUAGAUGCACCCAGCCAACCCACUUCUAUUACCACAGCCGUAAAACUGGUCAAUCAUGACUCCAUUUUGACUGAGUAUGAUAAGACCAAUGCUGCAUCCCCCAAUCCUGCUUCUGCUCCUUCUCCUAACCCUAUUUCAGCCCCUAACGCCACACCUGUGCCCACUCCAGCCCCUGCCCCUGUCCCAGCCGUUACUCCAUCUCCAGUUCCUGCCUCAGCCUCUACCCCAUCAACCCCAGCCUCUGGCCCAGCUGUAACACCUGCUACAGCCUCUGCUCCUGCCCCUGCCCUUGCCCCUACCACAGCCCCAGCUCCUGCCUCUGCCCCAGCCCCUGCUCCUGCUACUCCUGCACCUGCCUCUGCCUCUGCCCCUGCCCCAGCCCCUGCGGUGACUCCUGCCAUUGCACCCACCCCCACUCCAACCCCCGCUGCUUCCCUCGCUCCUGCACCCACCCACACCCCAGCCUCGGCUCCAUUCUCACCACUUCCGUCGGCCCCCGCUGCGACUCCUGCACCAGUACCUACAGCUGUACCAAGUCUAGGUAAAGUCCCAACUCCUAAUUUAACCCCUGCCCCCAUCUCUGCAAACAGCCCUGUAUUUAACCCACAAAAAAUGCCCAUGAAGCCCAGCAAUCCCCCCACCCAAACCACAAACUCCGAGUCAUCUACAAAGUGCGAGUCCCUGGCAGCGGCGGCGGCCCCGGUCCCCAUGGAAGCGUCAGCAGCAAGUCCCUCAUCUUAGUAGCGGGUGGGUGAACCCAGUGAGCGUGUAGGCCUCUCUCAGCCAUGUGUGGUACAAACUGUGUGGUGGGGGUGACACUAUGCCCCCUAGGGUCCCCCCCGGUCCCAGGGCCCCCCCUAGUGUCUCAGCAGGGCCCUUGCAAGGACCACCUCAGUGAUAUUGAGUCCUACCAGGCAUUAGGGCUCUCAGUGUUGUGUACAGUAACUAAAAUAAGAUGUGUGUCCUGCUGUAAGCAGUGUCUGUGAAUUAUUCUAAAGUGCGAGUGUAGCCAGCAACAAGUCUGUGAAAGUCUGUGUAUUUGUACUUUUCAAUGUACAGAAGUCUGUACUCAUCUCAGCUGUAUUUCUUGGAUUUAAAGAAAGUUGUAGAAAGAAAGUAUUCAGAGAAACAGUGUUUCUUUAACCUUGUUCUUGAAUAUACAUUUUUGUUCUAUCAGUUCUGGUAUGACACUUGUAAAUCCAGAUUUAAGAUUCCUUUCAUUUGUUUAUAGGAUGGAGUUGAUGCCAAACAUUUUUGUCUAAAAUUGUAAGGUUCUGGCUGACAAUUGGAUUUGCCAUUGGCUUUUUAAUUUUAUUUAACAAAAAAAUGUUGAUAUGAAAGGAGUACAGUAUUAUUCACAUGAACAUUGACUUUCACUCUGUUUUAUUCUAUUUAAAGAAGGAACUUAGAAGGCUGUAUAAAAACAAAACAGUGUAUGUCAUUGUAUAUAGUCAAAUAGUUUGAAAAAAGAUACUUCAGGAGAGGUCAUUCCUUGUUUAUAUAAAUUUUCCAGUAUGGGAAAAUUAUAGAGAAGAAAAUACUGAUCUAAUAUAUGGGAUUCAAGAUUGCUGAAUCCCUCACCACCACCAAAAUCAGAAAAUCAAAUCAAUUUAUGUUGUUUUGAAAUACUGGUGAGAGGAACAAAAAGUUACUGAAGUUUUUAGACAAUAUUUUCCUCAAGUUUAAACAAAUUGUAAUUGUUUUUUUAUUUAAUAAAGAUGAAAACGAAACUUA